This is a messenger RNA of Centropristis striata (black sea bass), 3052 nucleotides long. RefSeq names its product myotubularin related protein 7a (gene mtmr7a). The coding region runs from base 200 to 2167 and encodes 655 amino acids. Gene Ontology annotation, molecular function: phosphatase activity. The transcript has 14 exons. Gene Ontology annotation, biological process: dephosphorylation. Lineage: Eukaryota; Metazoa; Chordata; Actinopteri; Perciformes; Serranidae. The record is from RefSeq and is a predicted model, not a curated record.
GGCGGGCUUUAGGACCCAGCAGCGGAGCAGCUCGGAUGAAGACCUUUAGGCAGCAGUGAUAUUAUGGCAGCGUUUACCUGACGAGCAGAAUUAACCAUUGAACAUAUUGUAACACUGCUGUACACAUGUUGUGUUGCUGGUAGUUGAACUGUGACGGGCUCAGUGAUCGCAGGAAGCUGCGGCUCAUCUCUAGCUGCUGAUGGAGCACAUCCGACUACCAAAGGUGGAGAAUGUCAGGCUGCUGGACAGAGUGUCCCCCAGGAGGAGCAGGGUGGGCACCCUCUACCUCACUGCCACACACACCAUCUUUGUGGAGAACGAGGCUGGAGUGCGCAAUGAAACAUGGGUGCUUCACAGUUUGGUGUGCAGUGCAGAGAAACAAGCCGCCACAUCGUCAGGAUGUUCUCUGCUCAUCCACUGCAAGAACUUCCAGGUUCUUAAUUUCGUCGUCCCGAGAGAGCGGGAGUGUCAUGAUGUGCACCUGUCCCUGCAGCGUCUCUCCCAGCCAGAGCGUUACGAGGAGCUGUACUGCUUCUCCUACAAGCCAAAUGUUGAUGAGCAGGAGAGACGACAGGAAUGGGACUUCUUGGACCUCAAGGCUGAUUACAGCAGAAUGGGACUUCCAAACUCCCUGUGGAAACUCUCCCCUGUCAACCAACACUACAAGGUGAGUGACACGUACCCCGCUGACCUGUUUGUGCCCGAGUCCGCCACACCUCCGGUCAUAGUGGGGAGCUCCAAGUUCAGGAGCAGAGGCAGAUUUCCUACUCUGUCCUACUACUCCAAAGAAAAUCAUGCUACCAUCUGCCGCAGCAGCCAGCCCCUGUCAGGUUUCAGCGCUCGCUGCCUGGAGGAUGAACAGAUGCUGGAGGCCAUCUUGAGGUCCAAUCCCCGCAGCGACUUCAUGUAUGUGGUGGACACCAGGCCCAAGCUGAAUGCGAUCGCAAACCGAGCUGCAGGAAAAGGCUACGAAAACGAAGACAACUACUCCAACAUUAAAUUCCAGUUCAUCGGCAUCGAGAACAUCCACGUCAUGAGAAACAGCCAGCAGAAAAUGCUGGAAGUGUGUGAGCUGCGUUCCCCCUCCAUGUCUGACUUCCUGGAAGGUCUGGAGAGCUCAGGCUGGCUGAAGCACAUCAAAGCUGUUUUGGAUGCAGGCAUCUUCAUCGCUAAGGCUGUUGCAGAGGAGGGUGUCAGUGUCCUGGUUCACUGUUCAGAUGGUUGGGACCGCACCGCCCAGGUGUGUUCGGUGGCCUGUGUACUGCUGGAUCCAUACUACAGGACCCUCAGAGGAUUCAUGGUUCUCAUUGAGAAAGACUGGGUCUCAUUUGGACACAAGUUCUCUCACAGAUGCAACCACCUGGUGGGAGACCCUAAAGAGGUCUCUCCAGUCAUCGAUCAGUUCCUGGAGUGCGUGUGGCAGCUCAUGGUGCAGUUCCCCUGUGCCUUUGAGUUCAAUGCGAGGUUCCUCAUCACCAUUCACAGCCACAUCUACUCCUGCCAGUACGGCAACUUCAUUGGCAACAACCAGCGGGAGAGGAUAGAGCUGGGAUUGCAAGAGAGGACUCAUUCUUUGUGGAGUUAUCUAUGGAAGAACAAGACAGACUACAUCAACCCUCUGUACCGACCAAACCACAGCCAGACCCAGGGGCUCCUCCGGCCGUCUACUGCCCCCUACUGCUUUAGGUUUUGGAGAGGGCUGUACAACCGCUUUGACCGAGGGAUGCAUCCUCGACAGUCUGUGGAGGAUUAUCUGAACGCCAUCCAAGAGGAGACGCAGCAGCUGGAGGAGCAGCUGGCUUCACACAAACAGAAAAUUGCCCAACUGGCGCAGGAGCAAGAGCAGGAGCAGGAGCAGGAGUGGGAUGUUUCCCAGAAAGCCUUUGAUAAGAGCCCCACAGCGUGGGCUCUGGGCAAAGACCUCGGCCUGGCAAACACCCCUCAGGACUACACCGGGGGCUUCAUCACCAGCAGCCCCUGUCAGCCUAAAGCCCCAGACAGCAGCCUGAUCCUCCUGACCCAGGACCCCAACCAAACGAUUGAAUUCAACCUGUCCAACGGCAGCGACCAGGAGUCUGGGAUCGCAGACGUGAGCUGUCGGUCCCCUCUCAGCGAGGACAGCACCAGGGAUCCAGACUCUGACGAGGCUGCCUACUGCCUGAGCUAAUGUAGCAUCUGAUGGAAGGUGUAGCAACGACCAGCCGUCCACUGUGCCACUGAACAAACACUACCGUACCUGUACAGUCACCAUGUAACCCAGCUUACUGUUAUUCCGGUUACAUGAGUGACUUGCACUUUUGUUUGCAUGUAGUGUGGUGGAUUCUCCCUGUGGCCACAUGCAUACUAGUUGAUAGUUGUCUACUGUAGCUGAACACAUUUUACUUCUUGCUUACCCCAGUGAAGAUUCUUAGCAGAGCUGGAUAUUGCUUACUGUCAUGUCUGUUGUUGACGGCAGAGUUAACCUAUUAAAGUGUACACACAGAAACGUAACACAGUAGACAAUUACAGGUUUAAAACUGGAGAUAUUGAAACCAAGGUUAGACAAAAACUAUUUUACCAGACUUAAAGGGAUAGUUCAUUUUUAUCCAGUCAGUGUAUUUCCUACAGUAGAUGGCAGUCAGUUUGCUCCCAGUUUGGAGAAUCAGGCAGAAGUACUGGCAUGGAAGCUAAGCUACAGUCAUGGAAAAAAUGAUUAGACUACUCUUAUUUUUUUCAAUUUCUUGUUCAUUUUAAUGCUUGGUACAACUAAAGGUACAUUUGUUUGGACAAAUAUAAUGAUAACAACAAAAAUAGCUCAUAAGAGUUUAAUUUAAGAGCUGAUAUCUAGACAUUUUCCAUGGUUUUCUGGAUAAUGAUUUUGGUUAUUAUUACAAGAAAUUGAAGAAAAUUAUAAUAAGAAAUUAUUUCCAUGACUGUAUGUACUGCUGUGGAACGGGGCAGCAGACAAAUGUAUUUGAGCCACCUUAAAAAAAUGUAUAUCAUUUUUAGUGUAUGCUAUAUUUAAAAUAGUUCCACUGCUUUACCUUGUUGCCAGAGAAUUUAAAUUUACAUG